This is a messenger RNA of Penicillium brevicompactum, 1281 nucleotides long. RefSeq names its product 5'-methylthioadenosine/S-adenosylhomocysteine nucleosidase family protein. Gene Ontology annotation, molecular function: catalytic activity. Gene Ontology annotation, biological process: nucleoside metabolic process. Bases 1 to 1281 code for a protein of 426 amino acids. The transcript has a single exon. The record is from RefSeq and is a predicted model, not a curated record. NCBI's taxonomy places the organism in Eukaryota, Fungi, Ascomycota, Eurotiomycetes, Eurotiales, Aspergillaceae.
AUGCACCCUUCGUGCCGUGAGGACUUCAGGAUCGCAAUUAUCUGUGCCCUUCCCAUCGAAUAUGAUGCGAUAUCUCUUGUCUUCGAUCAGUUCUGGGAUGGGUCUGGCGAUAAAUUUGGCAAGUUGCCUGAAGACCCAAACAACUAUACAACGGGUCGAAUCGGAAACCACAAUGUUGUGCUAGCUAUGCUCUCUCACAUUGGCAAAGCCAGUGCCGCAAGUGUUAUUGCCAGCAUCUGCAGGAGCUAUGUCAACAUCCGGCUAGCAAUAGUUACUGGAAUAUGUGGCGGCGUCCCGCUGGGCGGCAGGGACGGGUCCCAGGAAAUGCUUCUGGGCGAUGUAGUGAUUAGCAACAUUGUUGUGCAGCAUGAUUUUGGGAAGCGCUACCCCGAUCGUUUUCAUCGCAAAGAUACUAUUCAAAGCGAUUUAAACAAGCCAAGCAAGGAGUUACGGAGCCUUUUACUUGCCGUCACGACUGAAACGGGACUUGAGCGGCUUCAACAAAGAACGAAUGAUUUCCUUCAAGAACUACAAGCAACCGCUGUUCGAAAGAAUCGUCGUACCCAGUAUACAUAUCCCGGUAAAGCAGAAGAUCGGCCUUUUGAGGCAGACUACCGACAUAUGCACCACAACUCACCAUCAUGCAUAUGUCGUGAGUGGAGCAUAAAUUCGGACCCUGUCUGUGUUGAUGCCCCUUUUCUAACUUGUGAUGACCUUGGAUGUGAGAAAGCACAUCUAAUUCCUCGGAAAAGAUUACAAAGUUCAGAACCAGGCAUUAAGGGACCCCCAAUGCCUGCUAUACAUUUUGGGCCUAUUGCUUCGGGAGAUACAGUGAUGAAAAGUGGGGUAGAAAGAGAUAUCAUCGCCAAAAGAGAAGAAGUGAUCGCCUUUGAGAUGGAAAGUGCUGGGAUUUGGGAAGAGGUGCCAUCCAUCGUGGUCAAGGGGGUAUGCGAUUACUCUGACUGCCAUAAAAACAAAAAUUGGCAAACUUUUGCAGCUGCCACCGCGGCUUCUGCAGUCAAAGCAGUACUAGAGCGAUACAGCCCUAGAGAAAAGGCCCCUCCAAAUCACAAAUCCCCCCAGAAACCAACUAUUGCACCGACUGUUCGACAAGAUGGGUCCCGGUUCGUUUCUCAUGUGGAGGGGAAAGAAAUCAAGCAAGGCAACCAGAUGAAAAUCUCGUCGCAAGAGUCCAGAAAUUAUGCUCAAGGAGGCUCUUUCUUUGGAGGGAGUACUAAGAGUGAAUCCUCUGUCACACAGGGUAAUACGAUGACCUUUUAG